Babesia microti strain RI is the source of this 1068-nucleotide messenger RNA. RefSeq lists its product as hypothetical. The record is from RefSeq and is a predicted model, not a curated record. The transcript has a single exon. The coding region runs from base 1 to 1068 and encodes 355 amino acids. NCBI's taxonomy places the organism in Eukaryota, Apicomplexa, Aconoidasida, Piroplasmida, Babesiidae.
AUGGCUGAUUUUGGUUUCGACCCUCAAUUGAGUGCUCGGGAGAUGCGGAAGAUCAAGUACUACGAACGAAUGUUUGCCAAAUUAGAUUCUAGAGAAAUUAAACGCCAAAAUUCAGAUGAAAAAUCUAAGGCUCCUAAUCAUUCUAAGAGUUGGUCUGACCAUUCUCCCACUAAAUCGUCAUCAAACUCUCGUGCCAGCACUAUCAACAAUACUAGCGACAGCACUACUGAUUUCAGCAUAGAUACCACCAUCAUCAAAACUGAACCUACAAGAUUGAACCAGAAUAUACAUUCUGAUUGCCAAGACGGUGAUUGGAAUUACUCUUAUAAGCGGGAUAUCACUGGUAUUGGCAAUGCCAGUGGAGCCACCCUCGCAAGUACAAUUACCACUUUUACCUCUGAUAUAGUUGGGGAAAAUAAAUGGGUAAAGGGUAUUGCAAAGAAGAAAUCGCGUAGCCAAAAAAGGGAAAAAUCACUCCGGGAAGAAUCUACAGAUGCAAUUUCAAAGAGACCCGACUCCACGGAAAUGUGCGAUUAUAAUUACGCAGUUGGUGACUACAAGUGCGAGAAUCCAUGUGAAAAUUAUCAAAAGAUUGAACAAUACGAAAUACCCGAAAAACUUCAAAAAAUAACACAAUCUUCUUAUGUAAACAAUAAAUUAACUACUACAACACAUGAUGAUACUGCCUUUUCAUUCACCCCUCUUACAACAAGCAUCCCCUUCAUAGACGAUAUACAAAAUAUAAAUGGUUUACAUUCUAACACUGAAGGAGAUGGGUUAAAGGACCAAACCAAUAGUUUCCAGGAGUAUACAGUUAGAAAAUGCGAAUCGAUGCUCAACAUAUGUCCAAAGUUAGUCAUUUCCCUACCAAAGAUAGAGGCAGAACAAUCCAGUUUUAAAGAUGUAUGCAAUGACGCAGUUUUCGAGAACAACUUGGAUCCAACGGCUAUUUUUUCCCAUUCCUAUUCCUUUAGUCUGCUGUGUGACCCGAGGAAGCUCUCUUUCACAUCGCACCUCCUAGCUCGACUUAAAAAUAUUACCAGUCCACCUACUGGUAACGAUUUAUGA